UUUAUCAAAAGCUUUAGAAAAAUCAGUAUACACUGAGUCUACUUGGUGUCUAGAGUAACAUUGAGCAACCUUUCGUUAAAUAGACAUAUAUGCGGGAAACAUAAUCGGACAUUGGCCCUAAAAUAGGCGUCUGUGCGUCAACCUUGCAUGGCCUAUUCUUAAUCAGGUGAGGAUGAUCCCUCUUUUACGAUUCAAAACUUCUGAAGGGGCAUCUAUCAACUGUGCUGUUGAUAGGAGCAUCUCUGCCAACCUGGCUUACCGAUCCUGCCAUUUCCUUUUAAUAAUAUUUUUCUUGCAUUUUUAGCAUUACAGGACCGGAUUGUGGAAAGGACUUACAUCUCUGGGGUCCUAGACAACCUACAUUGUUUCGCUGAGGAGCUCGAGUUUGGAGUAUUUCUCUAAGACGAAUGAAUAAAGGGGGUCUCUCAGACAGCCGAUACUACCCUCAGAUAGCAUUAGGAAGAUAUUACAUGCAUGGAUAUAUUGCAGCAAGUCAGGUGGAAUGUUACCCAGGUUCAGGAGUGAGAGGGAAUUUUGCUCAAAGUUCAAAAAGGCAGACAAAACCCACAUGCUGUCCAAUAAAAGCUGGAAAAACAAAAGGAUGUUCAUUUUAUAACAUCUGUCAGGCCCAAUUAAUCAUGUUUUCGCUUUGUGAAAAUUGGAGCAAACUUUUGGGGUUAUUGGACUGGAUGUACCCUUCUGUCGUCUUUUUUACAAAAGCGACCAUGAACGUCGAGCUUGAAAGAGAAAUUCAACCCACAUGCUGUUAGUUUCACUCCAAAUCACAUUAGCCUUUUGAUCCAAUUUACGAGAGUCAGCUUUUCACAGAGGUCCACAAUGAAGGGAAAACAACUUGAAUAAAAAAGGAAGAA
This is a messenger RNA of Cimex lectularius (bed bug), 872 nucleotides long. RefSeq lists its product as uncharacterized. The record is from RefSeq and is a predicted model, not a curated record. The transcript is spliced from 2 exons. Lineage: Eukaryota; Metazoa; Arthropoda; Insecta; Hemiptera; Cimicidae. The coding region runs from base 408 to 770 and encodes 120 amino acids.